Messenger RNA from Myripristis murdjan (pinecone soldierfish), 2437 nucleotides. It is a transcript of the gene bbs4, whose product is annotated as Bardet-Biedl syndrome 4. Gene Ontology annotation, cellular component: ciliary basal body. Gene Ontology annotation, biological process: protein localization to cilium; cilium assembly. NCBI's taxonomy places the organism in Eukaryota, Metazoa, Chordata, Actinopteri, Holocentriformes, Holocentridae. The coding region runs from base 83 to 1654 and encodes 523 amino acids. Gene Ontology annotation, molecular function: protein binding. The record is from RefSeq and is a predicted model, not a curated record. The transcript has 16 exons.
AUCGUGACAUCAUCUUCGGAGAGACCGCGCGCCCCUGACGUUUCCAUGGCAACGGCUUCUGCUGUUGAUCAGCUCAGGCAAAAUGGCCGAAGAGGAGAGAUCCGCGGCGCUCCCAGUGGCGACUGAAGCCAAGAAACGGCGGGCUCCCAAAGCUCCAGAGCUUCCCAUUUUGGAGAGGAGGAACUGGCUAAUUCACCAGCACUACAUCCGCAAAGACUAUGAGACCUGCAAGGCAAUCAUCAAAGACCAGCUGCAGGAGACCAAUGGGAUGUGUGAAUAUGCUAUAUAUGUUCAAGCACUAAUCUUGCGUCUGGAGGGGAAGAUCCAACAAUCCCUGGAGCUGUUCCAGAGUUGUGCUAUCCUCAAUCCCAGCAAUGCUGACAAUCUCAAGCAAGUGGCCAGAUCACUUUUUCUGCUCGGAAAGCACAAGGCGGCAAUCGAAUUCUAUCAGGAGGCUGCGAGACUCAGUGAAAAAGACUGGGAGAUCAGCCACAAUCUGGGCGUGUGCUAUUCCUUCUUAAAAGAUUUCAAAAAUGCAGAGGAGCAGCUAAACAUAGCCCUCCAGUUAAACAAACAUGACAGGACUUUCAUGAUGCUCGGGAAGGUUCAUUUGCUGGCUGGAGACACUGACAAGGCGAUUGAGGUGUAUAAGAGUGCAGUGGAGUUCUCUCCAGAAAAUACCGAACUGCUGACUACUCUUGGUCUGCUGUAUCUGCAGCUCGGGAAGUACCAAAAGGCGUUUGAGCACCUUGGGAAUGCCCUCACUUUUGACCCUAACAACUAUACGGCUAUCCUGGCUGCAGGCAGUAUGAUGCAGACCCAUGGUGACUUUGAUGUGGCCAUGAACAAGUACCGGGUGGCAGCAUGUGCUGUGCCCGAGAGCCCCCCUCUCUGGAACAACAUCGGCAUGUGCUUCUUUGGCAAGAAGAAAUACGUAGCUGCCAUCAGCUGCCUGAAGCGGGCCCACUAUUUGUCUCCGUUUGACUGGAAAGUGUUGUACAACCUGGGUCUGGUGCACCUGACCAUGCAGCAGUACGCCUCGGCCUUCCACUUCCUUGGGGCAGCCAUCAACCUGAACCCCCGCAUGGGGGAGCUCUACAUGCUGCUGGCAGUGGCCCUGACCAAUUUGGAUGAUGUAGAGAACGCCAUCAGAUCAUACGAGCAAGCUGUGGCGCUAGACGAGUCCAACCCUCUGGUGAACCUGAACUUUGCCAUCCUACUCUACAAUCACGGGGACAAGAAGCGAGCCCUGGAGCAGUAUCAGGAAAUGGAGAGGAAAGUCAACCUGCUAAGAGACAGCAGCAGCAGCAUUGAAUUCGAUCCUGAGCUAAUAGACAUGGCUCAGAAGAUGGGGGCCGCCCUGCAGGUGGCAGACAGUCUGGUGUGGACCAAACCAGCCAAGGACUCCAAGACGAAACCCCGCUCAACAGCAACAGCCAAAACCCCCGGCGCUCCCCUCGGCACCAACCAGGCGCUGGGCCAGGCCAUGUCCUCUGCUGCGAGCUACAACAGGAACAUCCAGCUACCGACAGGAGCCACCAAAGCUCCCUCCAUGCCCCUCGAGCCAGAGCCCGAUGUGGAGAGUGCCCUCAGCCCGGCCGGCGACCCCCCCGGCUCCCCCGACCCCGAGGAGGCAGUCGCCCCCAAAACCUGAGACGCAUCCCAGAUGGGAGAGUGGACGAGCUCAGGGGCGGCGGUCAGUUUGUCCUGGGACGCUCUCACUCUGGGGAAGCCAGCCCGGCUCGUCCUGCUCUGUGAGCUCAUAGCAGUUUGAGUUUUAGUCAUAAAGCCUCGAGCUAUAGGGUUUAUUUUAUUUAUUUUUUUUUUUUAUAGUAGGUACGUGGUGCACAGCAGUUUCAUUUCCUGCACUAUAAUUUAUUUCAAAUGGAAAAGGGCAGGGGCAAGUUCAUCCUUUCCUGUAGGUUUUUUUUCUAACUGCGCCUUUCAUGAAUACAGAAUGUCUAAUACAUCAUUUAUCACUUCUUGAGCCAAAGUUGUAUGUCUGCCACCACACUCCUCCACUUUGAUACAGCGACUGGGUGUUUCCUGUUUUGUAAAUGGGGCAGGCUGGGUGUCCAUGUUUAAUGGCUCUUUUUAGACUAUUUAUAUGAUGACACAUCAACGGUUUUUGGUGAAACUGCAGCUAUAAUGCUUCAUUUUUGAGUCAGCUGGGCAAUAAGGGCAAAUGAUACAUUUUCAUUGUAUUUACAUUUGAAAUGUGGUGAGCUUAAUAAAGCUAAAUAAAUGUGGAAGAAACACUGUGACAAUCACUGCUAAAAUCGGAUCAUUCCAGUCAGUGUCAUUCUGGCUUGGUUGUAUGAUAGGGCUUUUUUGAGCAUCAUUGAAUGUAAAUAGUGACACAUGCUUUUAUAUGUGGUUAAAUGUUAUGUUUAUAUAGAGUCAUGUAUUUAUUACAAUUAAACAGAGUCAAAAGAAA